UCAAGCUUACAGGCUGCCCUAAUUUAAACAGUAGUAGAAGAAUGUGAUUUUGCCGGGCAUUAGCAGAAGAAAGUAAUAGCUAUGUGACCAACAUCAAAAUUGAAAAAUGUCGACAUUUGUUUUGCAAAGAAACUUGUGAACAACUUCUGAAAGAGACACUGUCCGACAGGGGGGAUGAAGGUGAAGAUCCGGCAGUGGAAUGGAGUAGCAUCCUGGCUCUGGGUGGCCAAUGAUGAAAACUGUGGGAUCUGCAGGAUGCCCUUUAAUGGCUGCUGCCCUGACUGUAAAGUGCCAGGAGAUGACUGCCCGCUGGUCUGGGGUCAAUGCUCCCAUUGUUUCCACAUGCACUGCAUCUUGAAGUGGCUGAACUCGCAGCAGGUCCAGCAGCAGUGCCCCAUGUGCAGACAGGAGUGGAAGUUCAAAGAAUGAUGGUGCACAGGCGGCGCUGCUGAUCGCCUGCAGAGACUCCCCCACAGAGACCCUGGUCAUGGAGGUCAUUUUUAUAGCAGCUGUAAAUAAACAUGUUUUUGUAUUGUUGUUCUGAUGUGACACCAGGGUCAUUUGGACCCGAAGUGUUCUGUUGACAGAUUUAGUAUGCAGUAAUAAAUAAGUAAACAUCA
Molecule: messenger RNA, 620 nt
Organism: Cheilinus undulatus (humphead wrasse)
Lineage: Eukaryota; Metazoa; Chordata; Actinopteri; Labriformes; Labridae
Gene: anapc11
Product: APC11 anaphase promoting complex subunit 11 homolog (yeast)
Exons: 3
Coding region: 175-429 (84 amino acids)
Biological process (GO): protein ubiquitination; anaphase-promoting complex-dependent catabolic process; positive regulation of mitotic metaphase/anaphase transition
Cellular component (GO): anaphase-promoting complex; nucleus
Molecular function (GO): zinc ion binding; cullin family protein binding; ubiquitin protein ligase activity
Source: RefSeq, a predicted model, not a curated record